GAAAUCCCAAAACUCAGUUAAAACUGACUUCAGAUAGACACAUCAAAACAUACCCAUAUAUCAAGUUUCGAUCUUUAUGGUUGUUUCUUUGAUCUUUCUUGAAUCUUGAAUAGCUCUAAUUAAGUAAAAAGUUCGAAACUUUAUGAAGUGAGUCGGUUGAAGCUUUGAUUUUAAUGGCGGGUUUCUGAAAAGAGAUCUUGUAAGUGAAUAUUCAGAAGAAAAAAGAAAAAGUCAAAUAAAGUCAACGGUGGUGGAUUUCACUCCAUGGAUAUAACAGAAGUUUCAAUUAUUCAUCAUGUGGGCAUUGUUUUGUUGGUGAUAUGGUUACUUUCUUCAUUGAAUUAUUGUCACUCAUUGGUCUACUUUUUCUGUUUCAUCUAUCUUUAUAUGGUUCAUGAGAAUUUUUCAACAAGAUUCAGAAGAAAAGUGAGAUUUGAAGAAAGAAGACAAGCCAAUCAAAAAAGGGUAUUAUCCGAUUCUGAAUCGGUACGGUGGUUGAACCAUUUGGUUGAGAAGAUAUGGCCUAUAUGUAUGGAAAAUAUUGUCUCACAGAAAAUACUACUGCCAAUCAUGCCUUGGUUCUUGCAGAAGUACAAACCGUGGACUGUGAAAGAAGCUGUAGUUCAGAGUUUGUAUAUGGGAAGAUCUCCACCAAUGGUUACGGAAAUGAGGGUUUGUCGUCAAUCUACUGGUGAUGAUCAUGUGGUUUUGGAGCUGGGACUAAAUUUUAGAACAGCUGAUGACAUGAGUGCAAUAUUAGCUGCCAAACUGACCAAAAGAUUGGGUUUUGGAAUGUCAGCAAAAAUGCAUUUGUCAGGAAUGCAUGUCGAAGGAAAGGUAUUGGUAGGGAUAAAGUUUCUCCCAAAAUGGCCAUUUCUUGGACGUUUGAGGGUGUGUUUUGUUGAACCACCAUACUUUCAGAUGACUGUAAAACCAAUCUUUUCUCGUGGUCUUGAUGUUACUGAAGUUCCUGGGAUUGCUGGAUGGCUGGAUAAGCUUCUGACAGUUGCAUUUGAGGAGACAUUGGUUGAGCCGAAUAUGUUGGUGGUGGAUGUAGAGAAAUUUGUUUCACCAGAUGCAGAACCUUGGUUUUCUGUCGAUGCAAAGGAGCCAGUUGGUUAUGCCUUUGUGGAAAUUAUUGAAGGAUCAGAUAUGAAACCAUCAGACAUGAAUGGGUUAGCUGAUCCGUACGUAAAAGGCCAGCUUGGUUCAUACCGGUUCAGGACAAAGACACAGAAGAAGACGUUAUCUCCAAAAUGGUUUGAAGAGUUCAAGAUUCCUAUCGCUUCAUGGGAUUCACCUAAUUUUCUUGAAAUUGGAGUUCGUGAUAAAGAUCACAUAUAUGAUGAUACCCUUGGUGAUUGCUGUGUAAAGAUUAAUGAUUUCAGAGAUAGUGAGAGACAUGACAUGUGGUUACCUCUUGAGAACAUCAAAAUGGGAAGAUUGCAUCUUGCUGUAAAAGUCAUUGAAGGUGUCGACAAACUAUUUGAACAACCAUGUGAUGACAAUGUAUCAAAGGGCGAACUCAAGAAAGAAAACCUUUCGGUUAAAUUGCCUGACAAAUCUAAAAAUUUGGGAGCCGAUAGUUUUGAGCCGAUUCAUGUUGAAGGCCAAACAGAGACUGGCAUAUGGGUUCACCACCCAGGUCACGAUGUAGCACAAGUAUGGGAACCGAGAAAGGGGAGGGACCGGGUCCAUAAAGACACAGAGUUAGUCAACAGUAGCACCAGGCAGGUCCAUAAAGACACCGAGUCUAUCAAUAGUAGCAUCAGGUCUGAACCAUAUCCAAAUGAAUCAAGCAGCACUGAUGAAAGUGUAGAGGAUAAUAAACCAAAAUCAAGAAACGCUGUUAGGAGGGGGUUCAAUAAGUUGGGUUCGAUGUUUCAUAGAAGCCCUAAAUCGAAUGAUGAUAAAGAUAAAUCCCCAAGCACUAGGAAACAGGUUGAUGAGGAGUGUGAUUCCCCUUCAUAUCAAAACGUUAGGGCAGUGAAUGAAAAAGGGAUCGGUGUUAAGUUGGUUAUGGAAGAAAACAUUAUUUCCCCUGGUCAGAAAUCGAAAGUCGGAUUCGAAGAGAGUCCAGAAGGAAGUGAUAUUGAAAACCCCGAUAAGAGGAAAGUCAGAGAUACAGUCAAAGGUAUUCUGAAGCAUACCGGUAAUUCUGCUCGUGGUUUGAUGCAUACGAUUUCACGUAAAGGGUCAAAAGGAAAAGACAAAGAUUUGGCGGCACAGUCAGACUCUUGUGGUGAGGCUGGAUCCAUUGGGUCACCCGAAUACAAACCUGACGGUGAAAGGACCCCAGAUGGUCAAUCUAGUCCCGUUCUGACGGAUUCCAGCAAAACUGCUGUGAGUCCUCUGAGCCCAGCAGGUGAAGUCAACGUUGAUGAUCCAGAUAGGCUUGGAAUUAAUACUUUGGAUCUAAAUGCAACAGAAAAAGGUGAGGCUGAUGAUCUUCAAAGAGAGGCCAAGGUUGAUGAUUCUGAAAAGAAGGUCCAGGAAACGCUGUUUUCUCCUUUACCUCAAUAAUGGGGUAUGUUCUUUAGCUGUUGCACAAAAGUUCUAUGUCAUAUAUGUGUGCCUAAGCUGCAUGUAUAUAUAGUAAAUAGGUGAUUCACCUUUUUAUUCAACGUGUGUGAAUGGUAAAUCGUUUUAUCUGGAUAAACAUAUGUAAAUGGCAAGAUUUUUUGACUUCUUGCUUUGAAACUUUUCAGCUUUUCAUUUGAUAUAAAGUUCUAUACAUCA
Erigeron canadensis is the source of this 2739-nucleotide messenger RNA. RefSeq names its product C2 domain-containing protein At1g53590-like. Lineage: Eukaryota; Viridiplantae; Streptophyta; Magnoliopsida; Asterales; Asteraceae. Gene Ontology annotation, molecular function: lipid binding. The transcript has 11 exons. The record is from RefSeq and is a predicted model, not a curated record. The coding region runs from base 265 to 2523 and encodes 752 amino acids.